Meleagris gallopavo (turkey) is the source of this 960-nucleotide messenger RNA. Lineage: Eukaryota; Metazoa; Chordata; Aves; Galliformes; Phasianidae. The record is from RefSeq and is a predicted model, not a curated record.
AUGGCGGGGGUUGGAGCCAGGGGUGCAUUCUCUGAAGUUGUUUUGGCUGAAGAAAGAGCUAGUGGGAAACUGUUUGCAGUCAAGUGCAUUCCCAAGAAGGCACUGAAGGGGAAGGAAAGCAGCAUAGAGAAUGAAAUUGCAGUCCUGAGGAAGAUCAAGCACGAGAAUAUAGUUGCUCUGGAAGACAUCUAUGAGAGCCCGAACCAUUUAUACUUGGUCAUGCAAUUGGUGUCGGGGGGAGAGCUUUUUGACCGUAUUGUUGAGAAAGGGUUCUACACUGAGAAGGAUGCCAGCACCCUGAUCCGACAGGUCCUGGAUGCUGUCUACUACCUGCACCGAAUGGGCAUUGUCCACAGGGACCUCAAGCCUGAGAACUUGCUUUACUACAGCCAGGAUGAAGAGUCAAAAAUCAUGAUCAGUGAUUUUGGAUUAUCUAAAAUGGAGGGUAAAGGAGAUGUGAUGUCCACAGCCUGCGGAACUCCUGGCUAUGUUGCUCCUGAAGUGUUGGCCCAGAAACCCUACAGCAAAGCUGUGGACUGCUGGUCCAUCGGGGUCAUCGCAUAUAUCCUGCUCUGUGGGUAUCCUCCUUUCUAUGAUGAAAAUGACUCCAAACUCUUCGAGCAGAUCCUCAAGGCGGAGUACGAGUUUGACUCUCCGUAUUGGGAUGACAUCUCAGAGUCUGCUAAGGACUUCAUUCGGAAUUUGAUGGAGAAGGACCCUAAUAAAAGAUACACCUGUGAGCAAGCAGCACGGCACCCUUGGAUUGCAGGUGAUACGGCACUCAACAAGAACAUCCACGAGUCUGUCAGCGCUCAGAUCCGGAAGAACUUUGCAAAAAGCAAAUGGAGAGUAAGUGACCCAUCCUCAGGGAUGACACUUAGGCACAUUGACUCUUCUAACACAGCAGCUGCACAGCCUUUUCAGCACGUUAGUGUUCCAAUAUAAACCUGCUUUUGUGGU